Saccostrea cuccullata (small rock oyster) is the source of this 4326-nucleotide messenger RNA. RefSeq lists its product as uncharacterized. Gene Ontology annotation, biological process: protein ubiquitination. Bases 31 to 3387 code for a protein of 1118 amino acids. The transcript has 20 exons. The record is from RefSeq and is a predicted model, not a curated record. Lineage: Eukaryota; Metazoa; Mollusca; Bivalvia; Ostreida; Ostreidae. Gene Ontology annotation, cellular component: cytoplasm. Gene Ontology annotation, molecular function: metal ion binding; ubiquitin-protein transferase activity.
UGAUUACUCAAAUGUCUUCUUCUUUUGGGUAUGGUGUAUGACAUUGGAAUUCGUGUGGUGAGAGGACAGAACUGGUCAUGGGGGAACCAGGAUGGAGGGGAGGGACACUUAGGGACCGUGUUAGAAAUCGGACACGAGGGGAGUUCUGGGAAGGUGCCCCCAAAGUGUGCUCGGGUCAAAUGGGACAAAGGGUACACGAAUAUGUACAGAGUGGGGUAUGAGGGGCAGUACGACCUCAGGAUCUACGAUACAUCAGCCCUCGGAUUCAAACAUGACAGACAGUGUACGAACCCAGGCUGUGAAGAACCGGAAAUAUUCGGGAUGUUGUGGCAAUGUGACCAGUGCUCAGAUGUUGUGCUAUGUAGUAACUGUUACCAUAGUGACAAACAUGACAUCAUACACAAUUUCACGCGGUUUGACUACCCCAGUCACGAAGGAUGUUCUGUUCCUAAGAGACAAUUGAGCAGCAGACAGAAACUAUAUGGGAUUUUUGAGGAUGCUAAGGUGACUCGAAGAAUUGACCGGAGAUGGGAAAAUCAAGAUGGUGGAGAUGGAAAUAAGGGUAUGGUACGUGUUAAUGCCCAUCGCCUUGGUUACACAGGCUGUGUCGAUGUCAAGGAUGUUGAAGCUUUAAAUGAAAGGUUUUAUUACAAGGAUCAUCUUCCUAUCUUCAAAUUGACACAUCAGUCCCGACCGUCACCAAACCAGGAGGCUAGAGAGGAGGGAGCUUCAGAAGCCCCUUAUAAAGAGGAGGAGGGGAGGCUGAAAAAAGGGGACAAGGUCACGAUAGGGGUGGAUCUAGAUACCCUCCAGGUGAUUCUGAAAGAGUCCAAGAACUGGGACGAGAGAAUCAUAGAGUGUAUUGGAGUGAAUGGAUCAGUACUGCUUAUCAAUGGACAACAAAUCACGGUGGACUUUAGCGGCAAAGAGUGGACUCUUCCUGAAAUGGCUUUAGCCAAGAUAGAGCAGUAUGUGAAGGACCAAGUCGUGAAGGUAGAAAAUGAUGCAACAAGUGUACAGCAUCUUCAGAGUGGACAUGGACCUUGGCAGGAAAGCAUGAAAAAGUUCCUGGGGAAGAAGGGUCGAGUUGUGAGCGUGGAUUCAGACGGAGACGUGAUUGUCUGCUUUGGGACCCAGCAGAUUAAGUUCAACCCUGAGUGUCUGACGCCAUCUGGUGGUAGUCCUGAUGAAUUUAAAGAGGAGGAGGCAGCACAGCCAUCAGAGGACACUGAUGAGAAAGGUGAAGAUGUUCCACCACCUCAGGCUCAGAAGGAACGUGAAAUCCAUGACGUCUUGAUUUCUGUGACAGGAAGACAGUAUCUGGGAGAAAGUUCUACCACCACUCAACAAUGCACCUCAGAGCGUACACCACCGCGCACCCCAGAUCAUACACCCCAGAGCACUCUUCAGUGCACUCCACCUAGGUCUUGCUCUCCCUCCCCUGAGGAACGGAGAUCUCGAAGCUCUUCAGAUGAACGGUCAUGUGAAGAACCAGGUAUGGUAUUUGACAUUGGAAUUCGUGUGGUGAGAGGACAGAACUGGUGCUGGGGGGACCAGGAUGGAGGGGAGGGACACUUAGGGACCGUGGUAGAUAUCGGACUCGAGGGGAGUUCUGGGAAGGUGCCCCCAAUGUGUGCUGAGGUCCAGUGGGACAAGGGAUACAGGAACAUGUACAGAGUGGGGUACGAGGGGCAGUACGACCUCAGGAUAUUCGAUACAUCAGCCCUGGGAAUCAAGCAUGACAGACAGUGUACCAACCCGGACUGUGAAGAACCAGAAAUAUUCGGGAUGUUGUGGCAAUGUGACCAGUGCUCAGAUGUUGUGCUAUGUAGUAACUGUUACCAUAGUGACAAACAUGACAUCAUACACAAAUUCACGCGGUUUGACUACCCCAGUCACGAAGGAUGUUCUGUUCCUAAGAGAAAAUUGAGCAGUAGACAGAAACUGUAUGGGAUUUUCGAGGAUGCUAAGGUGACUCGAAGAAUUGACCGGAGAUGGGAAAAUCAAGAUGGUGAAGAUGGAAAUAAGGGUAUGGUACGUGUUAAUGCCCAUCGCCUUGGUUACACAGGCUGUGUCGAUGUCAAGGAUGUGGAAGCUUCAAAUGAAAGGUUUUAUUACAAGGAUCAUCUUCCUAUCUUCAAAUUGCCAGAUCAGCCCCGACCUGAACCAAACCAAGCUGUUAGAGAGGAGGAAGCUUCAAAGGCCCCUUAUGAGGAGGAGGGGAGGCUGAAAAAAGGGGACAAGGUCAAGAUAGGGGUGGAUCUAGAUACUCUCCAGGCGAUUCUAAAAGAGUCCAAGAACUGGGACGAGAGAAUUAUAGAGAAUUAUAAAAUCAUAGAGUGUAUUGGAGAGAAUGGAUCAGUGCUGUUUGUCGAUGGACACCAAAUCACUUUGGAUUUUAGCGGCAAAGAGUGGACUCUCCCUGAAAUGGCUUUAGCCAAGAUAGAGCAGUAUGUGAAGGACCAAGUCGUGAAGGUAGAAAAUGAUGCAACAAGAGUACACCAUCUUCAGAAUGAACAAAGGCCAUGGCAGGAAAGCAUGAAAAAGUUCCUGGGGAAGAAAGGUCGAGUUGUGAGCGUGGAUUCAGACGGAGACGUGAUUGUCUGCUUUGGGAUCCAGCAGGUUAAGUUCAACCCUGAGUGUCUGACGCCAUCUGGUGGUAGUCCUGAUGAAUUUAAAGAGGAGGAGGCACCACAGCCAUCAGAGGACACUGAAGAGAAAGGUGAAGAUGUUCCACCACCUCAGGAGGAACGUGAAGCCCGUGAUCUCCUGAUUUCUGUGACAGGAAGACAGUAUCUGGGAGAAAGUUCUACCACCACCCAACAAUGCACCCCAGAGCGUACACCACAGCGCACCCCAGAUCAUACACACCAAUGCAUCGAUCAGCGCACCCCACCUAGGUCUUGCUCUCCCUCCCCUGAUGAACGGAGAUCACGAAGCUCUUCAGAUGAACGGUCAUUUGAAGAACCAGACUCAAGCCGGAAAGACAAGUUUACAGAGGCUUUAAAGGAAGGAAAAACCAAAGAAAUCUUAGAAAUGCUACAGAGAACUCCAGCUUUCGCGAUGCAGAAGGCAGACCCUGGGCAGACAGACGGCUCCCUGGAGAAGGAGAAACUGAAGAUCGCGGCUUUGAGUAAUGAGGAGAAGUCGACGCUGGAGGUUGCUAUAUCACAGUCAAGGAGUGAGAGAAAGCAGAACCUCGUAGAGAAAAAUCAGAAUCCAACAGUACCUCCCAUUUCACCACCGAAAUGUCAAAUGUAUAAAGAAGAUGUUGUCAAGCUCAAGAUAAAACCAUGCGGAUGUCUGGUGUCUGAAAAAUGCAUCCCAAAGCAACUUCAAAAAUGUCCCAACUGCAAAGAGCUUGUGGCCAGCAUAGGCCAAAUAUGAAGCCCUGGAUCAAGUCAGAGAUUAAAAAAACUUCAUCACAGUUGUUUGUGCUAAACAAGAACCUAUUUGAUUUUACUUGUUGAGCAGUAGAUUUACCUCAUGUGACACUGAGGACCUGAAGAUAAAAAAAAUUGUUCUAAGCAUCACAAUUAAUCUCCUGAAAAUUAUAAAAUCUACUGUGAUAAAUAUUCUUUUCGUAUAAAUUUUCCCCUUAAAUUUCUGCACUCUGUCUGGUAAGAUUUAUAAAUUACAUUGUGAUAUACAUACAAUGCAUAUGCUCACGAAAGAAAAAAUAUUGUUUUUCGUUUAUGACAGAAAUAUAUCUAAAACAUAAAAUCUGAAAUUAUGCAAAUGUAAACGUGCCUUCGUAGGAGAAUUUUUCUGUUAAUUACUACAGAAAAACAGAUGAAAUCUUAAAAUUAUAUUGCCUUUUCAGCUCACCUGACGUAUUGCUUUUUGUUUUUGUCCGUCGUCGUGCGUCAUCCGUCGCGCGAAGUGUGAUAACAUUUAAACAUUUUUAACUUCUCCUCUGAAACUGCUCAACCAAUUAAAAGAGAACAAUAAGCAUGAAUUUCGUGAUCCCUGUCCCAUCUGGGGCUUGAGGGAUGAGGACAACAUUACUGAAAAUAUUGCAAUCUUUAAAAAUCUUCAUCUUUACCCCUAGACAACAAGCAGUCAAACAGUUGCCAUGACUGUAAUAAGAAUUGGACCCUCUAGCUAAAUUGUGAAAAUCAUGGACCCAUGCAGGGUCAGAGGUUCUGAUGCUAGUGUGGGACUCUGUUGAAUAUAUAGUGGAAAUGUAUUUUUUCUGAAAAAAAAACUCUUUUGCUGCUGGGUAUUAAACCAAUGAACCAUGUGCAUAGUCAUGAUAGGGAAGGAUGCCUCUUUCUAUAUGAUGAAUUUCAUGGCCCCUGGGUCAGGGGUACUGUUGUGGUGGUG